CAUUUAUUAAGAAAUUUUGUGAUAGAGAAUGUAAACUCUGCUCAUGAAGAUUUGGGCAUACUUCAAAAAAACAAGAGUCUUUCCCAAGAAUAUCGUUAGGUGACCAAGAAUAAUCUACCUUUGCUAAAAUUUCAUGAAUCUCAUGAAUCACUGAGAGAGGCUAAUCAUGAUUUCAAUAAAUUAGAUGAGAAGGAAAUCUUCGGAGGUGAACAGAUCCUGACUUUACUCAAAGAAUCUAUCAAAGGAUUUGAAAAUACCAACCAGAGAUCUGAGGAAGAUGCUAAAACUUUAGAAUCCUUGCUCGAUGUCAACAGCUAUGACCCUGAAGAGUUUUAUAAUAGCUCUGGUAAAGCUCAGUUCUUUGAUGUUGUCAAGCAUCCUCUCUCUGGAAUCAACCUGAUCAACAUCUGUGAAGAAAUGCUACUUCAGGGUCCAAGAAUGGACAAAAAGCAUACCUCUUUCUGGUAUGUUGCUGGUCUCAAAUUUCAUGAAAAAUAUGAAACUGACUUCCUAGCAAGACAUUUGACUUUACUAGCGAUAUUCUACCAUGCUCAAGAAAGAACAAUGAUUGCAGAGGGACUUCUCACAAGAGCUCUUGAACUUACCAAGGGUAAGGGAGAUAUUCAAGAGGCAUUCACAUUCAAGAUUUAUGGUCAUAUCCUCAGGUCAAAGCCUUCAAGAGCUAAUGGAUCUAAAUAAUUGAUUAUGAGAGUAACUAAGAUUGAGCAGCAGCUAGUCCCUUGGACUAGCAAACUGGUCCAGAUGCAUAUCCCUGCACUCUACAACUCUCUUUCAAUAUUCAUGAA
Moneuplotes crassus is the source of this 806-nucleotide messenger RNA. Lineage: Eukaryota; Ciliophora; Spirotrichea; Euplotida; Euplotidae. The record is from the annotation of a GenBank genome assembly.